Molecule: messenger RNA, 816 nt
Organism: Mesorhabditis spiculigera
Lineage: Eukaryota; Metazoa; Nematoda; Chromadorea; Rhabditida; Rhabditidae
Source: the annotation of a GenBank genome assembly
AUGCAGCCGACUGGUGGACGUCCGGCUCGAAACCCAGAACUGCCAGAUGAUCUGGCGAACAUCCAGCUCCAGCCUUUGAACCCAGCUGCUCGCCCGGGCCCUUCCGGCAUCCAACAGCAGCCGCCAGGAUAUCAGCCACCAUAUAAUCCACCUCUCCAAAACCCGCCAAAUCUUCCCUAUCCAGCCCCAAAUCAACUGCAGCCAAUCAACCCAAAUGUUGGACAGCAUUAUCCAGCACCCCCUCAAAACGUACUGCCUGAUCCGGGCUUCGCCGGACUGCAAUACUACGUCCCGCCGGCCAAUCAACCAGUAUACCAGCCUUAUCCUUACCCGGCGCCGGCAGCCAAUCAGCCGCAGUACCCGUUGUAUCCACCACCUGGCCACUUUGAUCCGAAUACUGGCAUGUACCACCCGGCGCCCCCACAGCACUACCCCAACUACCCGGUCUAUCCGGGAGUGCCACAGGGAUAUCCACAGCCGCAAAUCUUUUACCCUCCACCAUAUCAGUAUGCCACUCAGCCACCUCGGCCUGCGGGACCAGCGGGGGUCGGGACGGAUCCCGAAAAGAAUGACAAGAUACUACGCGAGAAUCUGCGGCGAGUCGACGCUGUCAAUAAACUGCCUGUGGAACUGCAGUUUGAGAUGCUACAGGAGCGGAUGAUUUCUGACAGGCUGGGCAUCCCGCUAGAUUAUUCGGCGUUCAGCAUUAAAAUGACGCCGGAUGAAAUUGAGUCCUAUAAACGUCUUCACGUAGCGGACGCACAUAGAAGGAGGCAAGCGGUUGGCUACUCGAGAAAAGGUUCGUUUUCACGGGGC